Ostertagia ostertagi is the source of this 1149-nucleotide messenger RNA. The record is from the annotation of a GenBank genome assembly. Lineage: Eukaryota; Metazoa; Nematoda; Chromadorea; Rhabditida; Trichostrongylidae.
GACCGUGGGGGACGGCCAACGGCUCGGCAGCCCGUCGAAGAUCAACGCGCCCAGCGCGAUCGGCGGCAGCGUGAUCAGGACCUGCCAGAAGGUGAGCGAGAGACCCAUGCCCGACCAGUUCGUGCGCUUCACGACGAAGGUGCCGAUGGCCCAGCAGAAGCCGGCCAGCAGGCCCCAGAACAGGCCGAGCGGCGCGGAGGCGUAGCUCUGGAAGUUGGGGAUCAUCAGCGCCGCGACGGCGCCUGCGCCGAUCACGAUGGCUGCCAGCAAUCGCCCGGUGAGCUUCUGGCCGAACACCACGAAGCCCAGCAGCGCGACCCACAGCGGCAUCGUGUAGGCCAGCACCGAGGCAUGGCCGGACGGGAUGUAAAGGACGGCGAACGAGGUCGCGAUGUUCCAGAUGCCGAGGUUCAUGGCCGAGGCGAGGAUCAGGGCCGGCCACUUGCCCUUCGGCACGGCGAAGCUCUCGCGCCGCACCAGCAGGAUCGUCGUCAGCAUGACCACCGCCGACGACAGGACCAGGGUGCGGAACGUGAGCACCGGCAGCUCGUUCAGCGCGAUCCGGAACAGCGGCCAGUUGCCGCGCUCGCGGCCGAGGAAGGUGUUCUCGCGGCCGAUCUCGGCGUUGAGGUCGACGAUCAGCCGGUCGAUCUGCUGCAUCGAGCGCCGGGUCUCGGCCUCGAUGGCGCGCAGGUUGCGAUGAUCCUCGUCGACGGCGCCGCCGACCCGGUAGGUCGCGCGCACGUUCUCGAGCAGGUAGCCCGCCACCGACGCCUGGGUGGUCACCUGGCUGGCCAGCGAGUUCAGCGUGCCGACGCCGAUCGUCAGGGCGUCGAGCUUGCCCUGCGCGGCGUUCCACUGGUUCACGAGAUCGGGAUUGCCCGGCGUCGUGCCGGCCUGCAGGCGCGAAUUGAUGCCGCUCACCAGGCCCGAAUAGGACCGCGCGUCGCCGGCCAGUUGACCGCGGGUGGCGUUGAACUGCGCCUGCUGCGCGGCGAUGCCGUUGCUGAGCGCGGCCUGGUCGCUGCGCAGCUGUUCGAUGCUCUUGCGAACCGUCAGCGUGCCAGUCUGGGUGACGGUGGGGUUGGCGUUCGACGGAGGCGGGCUGCCGGCGGGCGCAAAGACGUUUGCCUGAUCGCAACCGCCUAG